AUGACUGCGUUGCUUACCCUCCAGAAUAUAGAGACCUACUAUGGUCCCAUUAUGGCGAUCCGCGGGGUCAGUCUCGAGGUUAACUCUGGCCAGAUUGUGACGAUUCUAGGGGCCAAUGGUGCGGGUAAAACCACCGUGCUAAAGACAAUCAGCGGUGCGAUCGAUCCGCAAAAAGGGCAGGUAUUGUUUGAGGGCAAAGAGAUUCAGGCCUCCGAUCCCGACAAAGUGACCCGAAUGGGCAUUGCACAUGUGCCCGAAGGGCGCGAAGUGUUUCCGUUUCUCAGUGUUGAGAAAAACCUGCUCAUGGGUGCGUUUACGCGUCAGGACGGGGAGAUCCGGCAGGACCUUGAAUUAGUCUACAACUAUUUUCCGGUGCUCAAAGACAAGACCGAACAAGCGGCCGGGUUUCUAUCCGGCGGGCAGCAGCAAAUGUUGUCGAUAGGCCGGGCACUCAUGUUACGACCGAAGCUGAUGCUGUUGGAUGAACCUUCUCUGGGGUUAUCACCAGCGUUGGUCAAUGAGAUUGGUCUAAUUAUCAGGCGGCUACGAGGCGAGCAGGGCGUCACGAUCUUGCUGGUGGAGCAGAAUGCUCGAAUGGCGCUCGAGUUGGGCGACUUUGGUUACGUGAUGGAACUGGGCCGAGUAGUGAUGGAAGACAGCUGCGAACGUUUGCGAGCGUCCGAAGAUGUUCAGGAGUUUUACUUGGGCAUGAGCGACCAGGGUGUCCGUGGUACUCGCCGUUGGAAGAAGCGAAAGACAUGGCGAUGA
This is a messenger RNA of Nerophis lumbriciformis (worm pipefish), 768 nucleotides long. NCBI's taxonomy places the organism in Eukaryota, Metazoa, Chordata, Actinopteri, Syngnathiformes, Syngnathidae. The record is from RefSeq and is a predicted model, not a curated record.